GUGUGAGGGGCGGCUUCAGGCGUCAGCACGUGCAGCCCGGCGGCGGGGGCCUUCUUCCCUCAGCGCCGUGAGGUGCGCGGCGGCGGCGGCACCGGUGGGGGCACGGCUCGGCUCGGGUUGGUGCGGUUCAUGUUUUUAUCCCGUUUCUUGAUAAAGAUGGCAGCCAACAAUGCGGUGCUGAACAGACUGGAGCAGAAGGGUGCAGAGGCCGAUCAAGUUAUUGAAUACCUCAAGCAGCAAGUUGCUCUGCUCAAGGAGAAAGCUAUCUUGCAGGCAUCGCUCCGAGAAGAGAAGAAGCUUCGUGUGGAAAAUGCUAAACUGAAGAAAGAAAUUGAAGGGCUGAAACAAGAGCUGAUUCAGGCAGAAAUUCGAAAUGGAGUAAAACAGAUCGCAGUUCCUCCUGGUACAGCUGUUUCUACAGCUUCGUUUGCAGAUGGUGAUCCACAACCCACAGCAGUUACAUCAUCUCCUGGCCCAAAAGAUCAUGUUAAAGGUGAAGAUGAAGAAAAGAAAAAGAAGGAAAAAGUAGAAAAAAAAGGUGAAAAGAAGGAAAAGAAACAGCAGCCUGCUGCUGGAAGUAGCGAUUCAAAGCCUGUAGAUGUUUCUCGUCUGGAUCUUCGUGUUGGCUGCAUCAUCACUGCUGAAAAGCACCCGGAUGCAGACUCUCUGUACGUUGAAAAGGUGGAUGUUGGAGAAGCAAGUCCAAGGACUGUCGUCAGUGGUUUAGUGAAGCAUGUUCCUCUGGAUCAGAUGCAGAAUCGGAUGGCAAUACUACUCUGUAACUUGAAGCCUGCGAAGAUGAGAGGAGUCGUAUCUCAAGCAAUGGUGAUGUGUGCCAGCUCCCCAGAAAAAGUGGAAAUUCUGGCUCCCCCCCCUGGGGCAGUACCUGGGGACAGAAUCACUUUUGAAGGUUUUCCUGGAGAUCCUGAGAAGGAACUUAAUCCCAAGAAGAAGAUGUGGGAGCAAAUCCAACCUGAUCUUCAUACCAAUGACCAGUGUGUUGCUACGUACAAAGGAGUUCCAUUUGAAGUGAAAGGCAAAGGUGUCUGCAGGGCAGCGACCAUGGCAAACAGCGGAAUUAAAUAAGUGGUUAUUAGCCUGUUCAGAUGUUGAAAUGGAAAGUAACGAGAGCACAAUAAAAACAUCAAUAUAUAACCCCUCUGAAAUGCAUGGCUAAUAUGUUUUUUUGUUUGAUUCCUCUUCCAGAGAUACAGAAUGUUCUGCCUGUAAUACUUUAACAAUUCACUCAUUCUCCAUAUUUACUGUCCUUGAGGUUGUGUUCUCAGCAGUCAGUAACCACACAGUGUUCAAGACUUAAUUGCCAAAGCUUGUUCAUGUUAGAACUGAAGGCUGGCAAGCAUCUUCUCUAGACAGCUGAAAGUUUUAGAGGAUCCGUGAAGCACGAGCAUCUCAAUAAGGAAAACUUUCUGCCGUGUUCCUUGUGUGGUAACCUCAAUUCAAGAGGUACAGCAUGAGCAGUUGGUCAGUGAAGACCAUAAUUAGUUUCAUUCUUCUUGUCUUUCAGAGGUUUCCCUCCUCUCAAGAAUUUUUCAGAUAUGUUAUAAACUUCUGCAAAUUUUGGUUUUGGAUGUGUCAUCUGAGCUGUCUGUGGGCAGUUGUAAUGGGAAUAUAAAACUCUGUCCCUUUAGGCCCUAGUACAAACACAUCGACAUACAUCAAAUAUGUUGUUUUACUAUAUUAGCUCAUUUCAUCUUUUCUAACUGGAUAGUUCCAAAUGACAGAUAAUACUACAAAAGAAUGGCCAAACCAUGUUAGACAAAUACCCCCCCAAAAAAAAGUUUCCAAUGCCUGAAACACAUAUAAAAUGAAUUUAUUUCUUGUUUUAAUGUAUCUUUGAGUAAUAUUUUAUACAGAAUAUGCUUUGGUUUUAAUAGAAAUGGCUUCUUCAGGUUUUACCAUUUGAAUUACUCCAUAAUACAUAAUGAGCAGUCAGAACUGCUAUGGGAAAAUCCUCAAAUUACUCCUUUUAAUUCUUGCCUUUCAAUACUCUGAAGUAACCAUUUUAGAUCAAUUCACAAUUAAACCUUUUAAGCAACUAUUUAGAGGUAAUUACAUGUUUGAGCAUAUACUAUUUAAUUAACUGUCUACAGCCUAACUACUCAAAGAGCACUCUUCUAACCACUGAAA
This is a messenger RNA of Cygnus olor (mute swan), 2148 nucleotides long. RefSeq names its product aminoacyl tRNA synthetase complex interacting multifunctional protein 1 (gene AIMP1). Gene Ontology annotation, molecular function: tRNA binding. The transcript has 7 exons. The coding region runs from base 130 to 1086 and encodes 318 amino acids. Lineage: Eukaryota; Metazoa; Chordata; Aves; Anseriformes; Anatidae. The record is from RefSeq and is a predicted model, not a curated record.